This is a messenger RNA of Seriola aureovittata, 1533 nucleotides long. RefSeq names its product carbonic anhydrase IV b (gene ca4b). Gene Ontology annotation, molecular function: carbonate dehydratase activity; zinc ion binding. NCBI's taxonomy places the organism in Eukaryota, Metazoa, Chordata, Actinopteri, Carangiformes, Carangidae. Bases 1 to 888 code for a protein of 295 amino acids. The transcript is spliced from 8 exons. Gene Ontology annotation, cellular component: plasma membrane. The record is from RefSeq and is a predicted model, not a curated record.
AUGAAGAUUGUCUCAGGUGCAGGUUGGUGCUACCAGUCCCAAGUUACAUGUAAUCAUACGUGCACAGGUCCAGAAACAUGGGAAGUGGUUUCCCAGCACUGCGGCGGCAGAUAUCAGUCUCCUGUUAAUAUUGUUACGAGGCGAAUGCUACCAGAUGAACGUCUCACUUCUUUUCACCUGACUGGCUAUCAAGAGACUUUUCAUGGUCGCCUCAUGAACAAUGGUCACACUGUUCAACUGGAUUUGCCCUCCAAUAUAAGGAUCAACGGGGGAAAUCUGCCUGCAUCAUACAAGGGGCUUCAAGUUCACCUGCACUGGGGCAACGCUGGAGGGCCAGGGUCUGAACACACCAUUGACGGAGAACAAUUUCCAAUGGAGAUGCAUAUUGUUCACAUAAAAGAAGAAUACGACUCUUUAGCCCAGGCUGGAAAAGACCGCACUGGUGUGGCUGUUCUUGGAUUUUUCUUUCAGGAGUCUGCGUCCGCAAAUAAGAAAUUUGAUCCACUCAUAAAUGCUCUGAAAUACAUCCCACAACCAACCAACAGCACCGAACUCAAGGGUGUGUCCCUGGACAUGUUCAUUCUUCCCUACAACACCAUGACCAAGUACUUUCGCUAUGACGGCUCCCUCACAACACCCAACUGUGCUGAAGCUGUUGUCUGGAGCCUGUUUGAAAAUGCUAUUCCUCUCAGCAAGAAACAGCUCGCUGCAUUUUCCCAGCUUCGGUUCCCUAAUGGACAACAGAUGGUCAGAACUUACAGACCAGUGCAGCCACUGAAUGGGAGGCAGGUGUAUUACUCCGGAGGCCAUGCUGCUGCGGCUAGCAUCGUGCUACUCAUUACAUCAGUGCUUGUGUCCAGUGCACUCUGCCUGCACGAUACAGCAUGAAAGCCGUUUAAUUAACUCAACCUUUAUGAAGAAAUACUGCUGUCUCUGUCCACUGGUGAUUGUCAAAUACAAGAAAUAUAAUGUACUGUAUAUUUAAAAGUAAAUUAUGGAUGUGUGAAUCUACUGUAUGCACUGUGUGCGAUGUUAUGGCUAUAGGUUUGUGCUAAAGUGUUAUAAGCAUUUUCUUUCUUUGUUCUAUUCGGUGUGUCAAAUAUGAAUUGUAUAUUUAAGUUGAAGAUUUAGCAUCUUAACACCACAUAAUUCUUCUUUUUGUGAUUCCUACAACAAACUGCAGUGAAGUUCACUGACAAUAUCAAUCAAUCGUUUUUACUGCUUUUGAUUCCAAAGUUUCCUUGUUGGAUGGCACAGCACAAUUUACAGAGUGGGGGACUAAUAGCUAAUAUUGCUGUACCAUGUGUUGUAAUAUGUGAUCAUAUCUGUGAUAUGGAAAUGUUUCCUUCCUGUUCUGCACACGUUUGAACUCUGAACUGUACUUUCUUCAGCCACUGGCCAGUAAAUCAUCUGAAUGAUGGCACACAUGUUCAUGUCGUGGUGCUAAAAAAGGUUAAGCCAUUGGUACACACUGUUUCACCACAGUAGUUUGUAAAACAUUAUGUAAUCAGUGAAUAAACAAAGGAUAAGUUC